AUGGCUACAGGAGGAAUAAGUGAACGGGAAGAUAGACUUAGAAGGAGAAAUAGAGAAAAAGAAAUGAAGGAAUUGACAGAGGAUAGAUUGAAGGAAAUGGAAGCAUUGCAUGAGACGUCUUUUGAUCAAGUUUUUAGAUCAAGAUUAAGUGACUUUGGGGAUAGAAGUACAGAUAGAAAUUUAACAGAUGAUAGCAUGCGGACACAAGGGAUAUACCCUGACAGAAGUGAUCAUAGCACACCAUAUAUGACGGAUAGACUUAUUGGAGAAUCAGUCAGCAGUAGUAUGAAUCAAACUGAGAGUGAUAGAAAGGAAACAGAGAAAAGAGAAAGAAGGGAAAGAAAAGCGGACCCAUACAGGAUAGGUACGUCAGAGAGUGAAGCUGGUAAGAAAUAUGAUGAAGCUUUGGACUUCACUCUUGAUGAUUCAUUUGAUGAAUUCAAAAAGAGAAUACAGGCAUUGAGUGCUUCAGUAUUCACAAUUGAUGAAGUAAAUGGCGAUGAGGACACACACAGUGUGAAGGAAAAAGAAGCAGGAGAGAGAGUUUUUGAUAAAAGACAAACUCUUUUGGCAGAAGAAGAGAAGAAACUCAAUGAAAGAGAAAUUAAGAUAAUGGAAAGAGAAAAUGAGAUGAUUAAGAGAGAAAAGUACUUGACAGAAAUGGAACAAACGAUAUUAGGAAAGAUGGACAAGUUAGAGAAAGAACACAUAAAGAUGGAACGGACAUUACAUUUAAAGGAACAAGAAUUCACUUCAUAUAUGAAAGAGACACAAAAGAAAAUGAACGACAAAAUAGACAAGUUAGAAACGUGGUACCAAAGAAAGGAGAGAGAGAUUAAAGAAAAGGAACUAGCGAUAGAAAAAAUGAAAGAUGAAGGGCGAGAAAAGCUUGAGCAUAAACCAGAAAGGACUGACACAAAGAAAAAGUCAGUAAGAAUAGAUACAGACACAGAUACAGAGGAUGAUACAGAUCAUAUUGAAGAGUCUGAUAGACGGAGGCAAAGAGCUAAUAAAGGCCUAGACAAUCUGAACCUGAAACUGAACUUAACACCGUUUUCAGGAAUGGAGCCAGUGCCUCGUAAUGAAGCUACCUUUGAAGAGUGGAAGCUAGAAGUAGAAUGCGUGAAGGCAAUCUAUUCAGAAUUAGUAGUAAUUCAGGCUAUAAGGAAAGCCCUUAAAGGACAAGAUAAGAGAAUCUUGCUUCACCUAGGCCCUUAUGCAUCUGUAGAAAGGAUAGAGAAGAAAUUAGAAGAUGCUUUUGGAAAUAUUGCAAGUAAAGACAGUAUACUUUCACACUUCUUUCUUGCAGAACAGGAAGUCAAUGAAUCUAUAGUAGAAUGGGGUCUAAGACUAGAGGAUAUGCUCUUGCAAGCAUCAAGGAAAACAAGGAUUGAAGAAAAGGAGAAGGAAGAUAUGUUAAAAAGAAAGUUCUGGAGAGGCCUAAGAAAUGAAGAGUUACAAAAUGCAACAAGAGUUCAUUUCGAAAGUGAUAUAUCGUAUGAACAAUUACGAAAACAAGUAAGGUCAGAAGAAUUUGAAAUGAAAGUACAAAAGGAAAGGAAGGAUAAGAAAGAGAAGCCUCCAACAAAUAAAGCUAAACAAUCAGCAUUGAACUUUCAAGAUGAUGAAGGAAAACAGAUGAUGAAACUCCUGAUAGAAAAGAUGGAACAGUUGGAUCAGAAAGUCAAUGAUUUAAAGAAGGAAAAUGAACAAUUGCAGAAGAACAGAGAAACACCACAAAGAGACAAGGAAGGAUACAGAUAUAACAGAGGUCGAGGAUACAACAGAGGAAGAUGGAACAGAAGAGGAGGAAGAGGACAAGAUACACAACAAGGACAAAGCUCAAAUGAGAAUAACAAGAAACCUGACAAAACAGCCGGUUUAAACGAGAAAGGUUCUUCAUGA
Mercenaria mercenaria is the source of this 1905-nucleotide messenger RNA. RefSeq names its product DNA ligase 1-like. Bases 1 to 1905 code for a protein of 634 amino acids. The transcript has a single exon. The record is from RefSeq and is a predicted model, not a curated record. Lineage: Eukaryota; Metazoa; Mollusca; Bivalvia; Venerida; Veneridae.